Tauraco erythrolophus (red-crested turaco) is the source of this 488-nucleotide messenger RNA. NCBI's taxonomy places the organism in Eukaryota, Metazoa, Chordata, Aves, Musophagiformes, Musophagidae. The record is from RefSeq and is a predicted model, not a curated record.
CCGUGGGCGCCGCCUACGCCAUCAAGCGCGCCGACGCCGACCGGGCGGUGGUGUGUUAUUUCGGCGAGGGCGCUGCCAGCGAGGGCGAUGCCCACGCCGGCUUCAACUUCGCCGCCACCCUCGAGCGCCCCCUCGGCUUCUUCUGGAUCCGGGUGGAUGGCAACGACGUCUUCGCCGUCUACAACGCCACCAAGGAAGCGCGGCGCCGCGCCGUGGCGGAGAACCGGCCCGUCCUCAUCGAGGCCAUGACGUACCGGAUCGGGCACCACAGCACCAGUGACGACAGCUCGGCGUACCGGUCGGUGGAUGAGGUGGAUUACUGGGAUAAACGGGAUCAUCCCAUCUCCCGGCUCCGGCACUACAUGCUCAACCGGAACUGGUGGGAUGAGGAAGAGGAGAAGAGUUGGCGCAGGAGCUCCCGCAGGAUGGUAGCGGGGCUGGGAUUAGGGAUCUCUGGGAUUAGGGGGAAGGGGAAUCUCUGGGAUUAG